GCAGUGUACUGCUUCUCAGUGGCACCCGCCGAUUAGCCGUGGAGCGAUAGGUUCAACGACACAUUUUCUGUAUCAGAUUCGACAAGCGGAGUCGGCCAGUGCAUCCGGACGCGAUACCCACCACUUCAAGACCCCAAGAUGUGGGCUACGAACCGUCACUGGAGUCCCCGAUUCUUGGUCGCUACUCGCGCGAUAGCUUGCUUUUUCCAUCCGUUCUUCCAGAGUCGCUAGUCAACUCUUGGUACCGUCUGAAAAUUUCCCUCACGGUUUCCCCUUUUUGGAAACGCCACUGUCCAUCAGACUCCAGUUUCUCCAACAUGCGAGCUUGACCCGGACCGCCUGGGAUCGUCCAAGAAUGAGUCCCGGAGCCCUGCCAGGGGCAUUUGAUGCAGCGAUGAUCGCGAUGGCGCACAUGCGCCAGAUUGCCUCCCGUUUAAAUCGCAACUCAAUCUUUGACCCCUCGGAGGUUCCCCUUCUAGAAAUGACUGUCCUCUCUAUGUAGGGUGUGUGCGGUGCAUGAGGACUGCAUCUGAUGUGUUGCACUCGAUAAAUAGGCCUUGGACUUUCCCGAUUUACUACCCAGCAUUGUGCGUCUUGCCCUCAUCUGUCCGCCUGGACUGUCAAUAUGGCAACUACACAGGGCCCAGUGAUUGCUGGCGUUGCGAUCAGUUUUGCGGUCCUGAGUUUUGUGACCAUUUGCCUCCGGCUGUUUGCUCGAAUCUAUGUCUUGAAGCGAAUGGGCUUGGAUGACUACUUGAUUAUUGGCGCCUGCCUUCUAUCAUGGGCGUUCACAGCAGUUACCAUUGUUGCUGUCAAGCAUGGCAUGGGCCAGCACAUGGCGGAUGUGGAUCAGAGUGGUCUAAUAACAUACUCUUUUGCCGUUUGGCUGAGUUCAAUGUUCUACUUGGCCGCCCUGGGCUUCGUCAAAACCUCCGUCUGCUGGUUCUACACCCGACUUGGCGACAAGCAACUCACGCGCAUGUCUCUCGUCAUGUUGUGUGUGGUGGGUUGUCAGGCCACUUCCUUCGUCCUGACAGCUGCGUUUCAAUGCAAUCCCAUCCCCCGCGCCUGGAAUACUAGCAUCCCCGGCCACUGCGUGACGAUCAACGUCUUCUACCUCGCCAACGCGGCGCUGAACAUUACUACCGAUCUGAUUACCUACUCACUUCCGAUCCGUGUCAUCCUAAAACUACACAUGCCAAGGAAACAGAAGUUGGCCCUUGGUGGUAUCCUCUGUCUUGGUCUAUUCGCCUGCAUAUCCUCCAUCAUCCGAAUCACCUAUAUCCCCGCGAUGCUCACCUCCAGCGACUCCACCUACGCCAUCAGCGGCGCCAUGUACUGGUCCGCCAUCGAGAUCAACGUAGGCAUCUUGGCCUCCUCCAUCCCCUCCUUCAAAGCCAUCGCCUCUCGCUUCCUCCCCCGCUUGAUCGGCGAGUACAGCUCGAACCGCGGCUAUGGCGGAUGGUCGAGCAGCAACAUGAGAAAAGAGGAAUCGGGCUUCUCCAAGGGUCGCGAGCAUCCAUUCGAUAUGAGUAUCCUGCAGACCCAAGAUGGGGAUGCCAUGACGGGCACGCAGAUCGGGAGAAACAACAGCCAGGAACGGAUUAUCGUCCCGGAUGGGAAAAUAUACGCUCAUACGGAGAUCGAGACGAAUGUCGAAGUCAGUAAUGAGUAUUAUACGCGGGGGAUGCAGUCUUUUGAUAUUCCUCGGUCUGUUGGGACGCAUAGUUCUUGAUCUUGUCUUGGUCCACUAUACCCUUCCCUACGUUCUUCCAUUAUUUCAUCCUCCGUUGAUACUAUUUUCUUGUGUAUAUUCAUAUACCCUUCUUUUUUUCCCUUCGCUCACUUUCAUUCCUUUUCUCAGAAGGAAACUUCUAUACUUCUACAUUACCCUUGUAUACUUCCACUAUUUCCUUAACGGCCCUUCUCCAAAUAUCAUACAGGAAUACCACUAGCACGACCCUGGCAACAACCCUUAACGAAAUCACCACCAAAUUUAAGAUAGAUAAAGCAAGUAAACCAGUAACCCAAAAAAAACCCCCGUGAUCGCCAGAGCGAGGAUAAUUCUACUGGUAGACACUAAGAAACCUAAACCUAAACCCCCGCCCGCCUUUAUA
Messenger RNA from Aspergillus welwitschiae, 2117 nucleotides. Its product is annotated as putative integral membrane protein Pth11-like. Lineage: Eukaryota; Fungi; Ascomycota; Eurotiomycetes; Eurotiales; Aspergillaceae. The transcript is spliced from 6 exons. The coding region runs from base 626 to 1735 and encodes 369 amino acids. The record is from RefSeq and is a predicted model, not a curated record.